AUGACUGGACGCGGCAAGGGCGGCAAGGGUCUUGGCAAGGGCGGUGCCAAGCGCCACAGAAAGAUUCUUCGUGACAACAUCCAGGGUAUUACUAAGCCCGCCAUCCGUCGUCUCGCUCGUCGUGGUGGUGUCAAGCGUAUCUCUGCUAUGAUCUACGAGGAGACCCGUGGUGUCCUCAAGUCCUUCCUCGAGGGUGUCAUCCGUGACGCCGUCACAUACACUGAGCACGCCAAGCGCAAGACCGUCACCUCGUUGGACGUUGUCUACGCUCUGAAGCGACAGGGCCGCACCCUGUACGGUUUCGGUGGUUAA
Messenger RNA from Pestalotiopsis fici W106-1, 312 nucleotides. Its product is annotated as Histone H4. Gene Ontology annotation, cellular component: nucleosome. The transcript has 3 exons. Gene Ontology annotation, biological process: nucleosome assembly. The coding region runs from base 1 to 312 and encodes 103 amino acids. The record is from RefSeq and is a predicted model, not a curated record. Gene Ontology annotation, molecular function: structural constituent of chromatin; DNA binding; protein heterodimerization activity. NCBI's taxonomy places the organism in Eukaryota, Fungi, Ascomycota, Sordariomycetes, Amphisphaeriales, Sporocadaceae.